AUGAACUGCACUCACGUUGACAUUGACAGCGAGGGCGAUCUUGCAAUGGCUUAUCCCGAUCGACUGUUCCAAGCCUCGUGGGCAGUUACCCUCUCUGUCUAUACAUCUUCUGAAAAUGUCGAGUUCCACUAUCUGUCUAUAUAUGAGGGAAAAGGCAUGCUGCGUGCCCAUGCAGCUGUCAGUCCAGAGAUGUUGGCCAUAGAGACCAUCUGGCAGACAGUGCUGGUGGGCAUGGGCGAGGGUGAGGUUGACAAAGCUCCCGGAAGUGCAAUGUCUUGUGUCCGGCGCCUGCGAGUACCUAGCAGUGCAUCCGGGUCGGAAGACAGCUGGUCGGUUGUAUCUACCCAGAGCGGCUCAGUGGCAGAUGAGGAGAGCAGAGUUUCGUCGCCGUCCGUUCCGCACAUGGAUAUCUUGGACUGUAUAUCAAAAUAUGCGUCAUCAGAACCGGCAGUGUUGGCGGUGGAGUCAUGGGAUGGACGGCUUUCGUACGCGGCGCUGGAAGCCCUGUCUUGCACACUGGCCGAGCGCUUGCUGGAAAUGAGAUUGAGCCUCGGUCCAGGAAAGUCGGUUUAUGUGCCGCUGCUUUUCGAAAAGUCUCUCUGGACCGUUGUUGCCAUGGUCGCCGUGAUGAGGACUGGUUGUGCCUUUGUCUUGCUGGACCCCUCGCAGCCAUUCCAGCGAUUGCAGUCCAUUUGCGAAGAAGUCAACCCGUCGGUGGUGGUUUGCUCCGCGGGGUGUUCCGAAACCGCCGCAUUGUUGGCACCAGCGUUCCUUCCUCUUGACGACAGCCUCUACAGCCCACUCCCACCUGCCUCCUUGCACCCACUGUCCCCAAUCUCAAAAAGGAUCAAGGAAACCGACUCCCCCCUGUACGCUGUUUUCACAUCAGGUACCACGGGCAAGCCGAAAGGCAUCGUCAUCAAUCGCCGCGCCUUUCUCUCAUGCGCACGCGCCUAUGUCCGCAAGACAAGACUGAACCAGCAGACGCGAUGUUUUCAAUUCGCUUCGUACGCAUUCGACGUCAGUAUUUCAGACACGCUCAAUGCUCUGCUUGUCGGCGCAUGCAUCUGCAUCCCGUCAAACGAAGAAAGAUUGAGCAAAGUCGCAGAGGGCAUCCGCCGCCUGAAACCCACAUGGGCGGACUUGACACCAUCUCUACUGCGACAUAUGUCACCGGAGGAUAUGCAUACCAUCCAGACAGUCGUCGUCAGCGGCGAAGCUAUGACGCGCGACGUGGUCGAGAUGUGGCAAAGUCAUGUCCGUCUGAUCAAUGUUUACGGACCCGCGGAAUGUUCGGUUUCAUCAACCCUGUGUAUGGCGGUCUCUGCGGAGAACGCGUCAGAUAUUGGGACCGCAUUUGUCGGAUCGACUUGGGUGGUUGACCCGGCUCACCAUGAGAAACUUCGACCAGUUGGAGCUAUAGGCGAGCUCCUGAUCGAGGGCCCGCAUCUCGGGCGAGGAUACCUCAACCAUCCGGCCAAGACGCACGCCGCCUUCAUUUCUGCACCCUCUUGGUUGCAAGGUCACUUUGGGCAGGAGUUCUCUGGUGACCAGCGGCUUUACUGCACGGGCGACCUUGUGCAGUAUCAACCAGACGGCUCACUGCGGUACGUCGGCCGCAAGGACACCCAGGUCAAGCUUCGAGGCCAGCGCGUGGAGCUGGGCGAGGUUGAGCAUCACGUUCGAGCCGCUUUCUCUCAUGGUCCGACGGUAAUAGCGGAGGUCGUCGCCUUUGAUCAUGGCCCAAGUGCUUUGGUAGCAUUUGCCGCGAAACCCAGCGCCCUUUCUGACAAAUCCACGUCAUCAUUGAUACAGCCACCUGACGCUCAACUUGUUGAGCAGGUCCACGCAGCACGACAGAUGCUAGACGCUUCUGUUCCAGACUAUAUGAUACCAAGUCUGUUCCUUGCCGUCUCUCAAAUCCCUUUGACCCCCAGUGGCAAGAUAGAUCGACGACGGCUGCGCAAGGAGGCUUCGGAUCUCUCUAGAGACCAAGUGAGAGAGUACGCCGCCAACACCAAGCACGACGCAAAGCGCACAGCACAAACACACUCCGAGCUGAAACUGAUAGCGGUGGUCGCACGAGUCCUUAAUAUUGAGCCGGAUUCUGUUUGUCUGCAUGAUGAUUUUUUCGCGCUCGGCGGCGACUCGAUCACGGCCAUGCGGGUCGUUGCUCAAUACCGACAAGAGGGACUUGUUCUAGAAACCGGCGACGUUCUGAGACAUCGAACUAUCGCAAAGCUGGCGGCGGUCUCAGUUCCCGAUUCCUGUCCCAAUAGCAUUCCCAUUCCCAUCGAAGACCCGGAAGACGUGGCGUUCGACCUCUCUCCCAUACAAGCAAUGUUAUUCGAAGACUCGCCUGACGACGCCAACUAUUUCAACCAGAGCUUCUUCGUGGCCAUGUCGCGCGACAUCGAUCUUCACAAUCUUAGUCUCGCGGCGCACGCGGUGGUGGACAGACACUCCAUGCUGAGGGCCCGAUUUAGUCGCUCUGAGAACGGAGUGUGGACGCAAAGAAUCACUGGUGACAGAAGAGAGUCCUUCCGAUGCAAGGAACACUUGCUUGGCCACAAGGGCCAGGUAACGGACAUAAUGAACCAGUCGCAGGCAAUGUUUGAUUUGGAGAGUGGGCCUAUCUUCUCCCUGGACCUGAUCAGGAUCGACGGCGAGCCGUACCCAUUCUUGUUUGUCAAUACCCAUCAUGCUGUCAUUGACCUGGUCUCAUACCGUAUCCUCUUAGAGGACUUGGAAGAUUUCUUGGACACGGGAGAACUAUCAGCACAGAGUUCCCCUAUGCCUUUCCAAUGGUGGUGUCGCUUGCAAGCAGAGUAUGCUGAGACCACAUUGCAUCCUGAUGCUGCUCUUUCAAUGUCCAUGACUCUUGAUGCCGGUGUCAUAGACAAGUACUGGGCCUUGGAAGGGGUUGCAAAUAACUACGGCAAUGCGCAGACGACGCCGCUCCUGAUUGAUGAAGCGACCACCGGAUUAAUCCUGACGACCGCAAACCAAACCUUCCGCACGCAGCCUGUUGAGCUGCUGCAUGCAGCAGUGCUGCACUCGUUCUUGACGGUCUUCUCUGACCGUCCUCCGCCCACCAUUUUCAGCGAAGGCCACGGUCGCGAGCCCUGGCACUCGAGCAUCGACCCAUCAAGGACAGUGGGCUGGUUCACAACAAUAUGGCCUGCGCCGGUCGACUUCAACGGUUUCAGAGCUAAUGAUAUUUCGGACCUUGUCAGACGUGUCAAGGACGCCAGGCGAAGUGUUCCUGGAAAGGGUCACCCUUAUUUCGCUUCUCGGUAUCUGAACAGUCACGGGAGAGAGAUGCUUGGGAAGCAGAAAAUGGAGAUUGUUUUCAACUUCCAUGGACAAUUUCAGCAAUUCGAGCGGGGCGAUAGUCUCUUUCAGCAUGUCGCUUGGGAGUACAAACGCUCACAAGACUACGGCCCAGAGACGCUCCUUCCUGGUUUGUUUGAGAUCACCUGUGCUGUCGUCCACAGCCGCCUCCAAUUCGAGUUCAUCUAUGGCAAGGCGCUGGCCCAUCAGCCUGAGAUCAUGCAGUGGAUUCAGCAGUGCGCAGAGUCCCUGGGCAAGAUUGCAGAGCUGCUUUCUUCUUCAGCCUGUGCAGUAACGUUAACUGAUCUUCCACAGUUGUCCUUGAGCUAUAGCGACCUUGAUCAGCUAGAACAAAAGCUCUUCGACUCAGGGAUCUCCUUCUCGGAUCUGGAGGAUAUCUAUCCGGCUCUGCCUAUGCAAGAGGGGAUUAUGCUCAGCCAGGCACGUAACGCGACGCCCGGGCUGUACCGCACCGGCUCUGUGUUAGAGUUCAAAUUGAACUCGGAUUAUAGCGAUCCCCAUCUUGGUCUAGGCAUCGAGGGUCUUCAUCGUGCUUGGGAGCAGGUUGUCGGCCGCCAUUCCGCUUUGCGCACAGUCUUGUUGCCCAGCGACUCGACUGGCCAUGCCUACAACAGCUUCAUACUCAAGCCUGGCUCGACUCUAUUGUCCUCAUCCUUAUCCAUAAUCAGGUACCAGCCGUAUGGAGACAAAGAGGCGGAAAGACUGAGUGUCGUGACGAUGCUUCGAGAACAACGAGAGGGAGCUCACCCACAGCAGCAUCUCCCCUGGCAGAUCAAAUUCUUUGCGCCCUCGGGUCCCAGUCCAAGCUCGGUCUUCUGCGACAUCGAAUUCAAUCACGCGAUUAUGGACGGCUGGUCUUCUUCCGUACUGAUUCGAGAAUGGGUUGAAGCGUACAACGGUCAGCUGCCCGUCGGAGACGCUUCCAAGUAUGGCGACUACGUCUCGCACAUCCAGGGCAAAGACAUGACCACGAGUCUGGAGUAUUGGCAGGAGUAUCUCGCACAGGCAGAAUGCUGUCACUUCCCUUCCCUUGUCGACCAUGGUGAGCCCACCAAAAAUGAGCUAUACAACGUCGACGUCGUUCUCAGCGAGCCAAACAAUCUCAGCGACUUUCUGAAGCGCCACAGUGCAACCGUGACCAGUGUUUUCCACGUCGCCUGGGGUCUGCUGCUUAGGAGCUAUACCGGCAACAACGACGUCUGCUUCGGCCACCUCACCUCCGGCCGCGACGUGCCUAUCCCGGGCGUGGAAGCAGCAGUCGGCUUAUUUGCUAACCUUCUACCCUAUCGCAUUGUGUUUUCGAACGGAGACACCCCCUAUUCACUCCUACGGAACUGCCAAGAUGCUCUGGCUCAGGGCCUCUCACACCAGCACGUGUCUUUGACGAAGGUGAUGGCCAAUCUGGGGUUGCGUGGACAAGCCCUCUUCAAUACUGUGCUUUCCGUCCAGGGUUCGAUUCCUAGGGAGUCACCGGAAACCAGAGUAGGAGGACUGGUCGUGGAAGAGGUUGAAGAAGUGGAUCCCACCGAGUAUGAUAUUGCCCUCAAUGUGCAUUUCACCGGGGCCGAGGUCAGAGCAUACUUGUCCUGCUGGACCUCGAAGAUUUCUCCGUGGCAAGCAAACAAUGUCGCAGACACUCUUGCACACAUUGUGUCGCAGAUUGUUACCUUGCCAGAAGAAGUGAUUACAAAUAUCAGCCUGCUGGGCAGCGAGCAGCGUAGGGCCCUAGAGGCGCAGAAUCUGAGGACACCAAUGGCUAUUGACGAAUGUGUCCAUGAACUGUUUCGCAGGCAGGCUUUAAGUGCACCUGACGCUAGCGCAGUAUGUGCCUGGGACGGCAGUUUGUCUUAUCGCGAGCUUGACGAGGCCUCGUCGCGCAUCGCGGAGGUCCUUCGUUCCACGGGUAUUGGGGUUGGCGAUUGGGUACCUCUGUUCUUGGAAAGGUCACGCUGGGUUCCAAUUGCCAUUCUAGGAGUACUCAAAUCCGGCGCGGCUUUUGUGAUGAUGGAAUCGUCUUUCCCGCUUGCGCGACUCUGCCAGAUCGCCGAUGACACAGACGCCAGCGUCAUUCUUACCGUUCAAAAUAUGAUGGACCGAGCGAGAACAGUCCGGCAAAAAGCCAUCGCGCUCGAUGUGAUGGAAUCGGGGCCCUUGGGCUGUACUGUGCCAGAUUCCGCUUCUGCUCGUUCGCCUGCUCCGACUUCUCGAGAUGCGUUGUAUGCGGUGUUCAGCUCAGGAUCGACGGGAAAGCCGAAAGGUAUUGUUAUCGAGCACUGUUCAUACGCCAGCAGCUGCUUUGCCCACGCGCCCGCUGCGCGUUACAACAGCAGAUCUCGAGUCUUUCAUUUUGCCUCGUACGCAUUCGAUGCUUGUAUGGCGGAAAUCCUAACAACUUUGAUCGUUGGAGGUUGUAUCUGUAUCCCCAGCGAAAAAGAUCGAUGGAAUGACAUGGCUGGCGCAGUCGCCAGGCUUCAGGCAAACCAUGUCAUUUUAACCCCUUCAACGCUCCGCAGCCUGGAUCCACGCCAAUUCCCCUCUCUGAAGACUGUGCUUGUCGGCGGGGAGGCCCUCUCUCUGAAAGAGUUGCAGCAGUGGUGUGACGCUGGCCCUUCCCUGAUUCAAAUGUACGGCCCAUCAGAAGCUGCCGUAUACAGCUCGGGAACCGAACCGUUGCGCAGCACAAGCGAUGUACGGGAAAUUGGACGUGUCCUCGGAUCAAGGGCAUGGGUUGUCGACCCGCGCAACCCACAUGUCCUGGCCCCCAUCGGCGCUGUCGGCGAGUUGGUCCUCGAGGGCCCCUCGGUCGCCCGCGGGUACCUGAACAAUCCCGAGCAAACAGGAGCCGCAUUCAUCGAUCCACCUGCCUGGCGCGAUAACUUCUCUUGCCACCGUUCAGGCCGGUUAUACCGCACAGGCGACUUGGUCCAGUACACAAAAGGCGGCACUAUCCGAAUCACCGGACGAAUAGGCACCCAGGUGAAACUGCGCGGCCAGCGAAUUGAGCUGGGCGAGAUUGAAUGUGUGCUCAAUGAGUUAUUCCCCGAGUGUUCCGAUAUCGUUGUUGAGAUGGUUACGCCCGAUGCUGGUUCAGCUCGGCCUGCGGCGCUAGUUGCUUUUCUUAGCGGACAUGUGCAAAACUCUUCCUGCUUCCCUGAGUUUGAUGGCUUGUUGCAGCCGCUUUCAGGGAAACUCCAGACCCAGCUCGAUGAUGCCAGAUAUCAGUUGUCGGAACGGCUGCCCUAUUACAUGAUUCCGGAAUUCUUCCUUGCUGUCGAGCAGCUUCCUCUCAGUGCUGGAGGCAAAGCGGACAGAAAGAGACUUCGCAGCGAGGCCGCAACUCUUAUUGAAGGUGGUGCGUUGGAGAGUGCUUCGCCUCCAGCGAGGGACACGGUCGAUGUUACACCUGCCGAGCGGGAAAUGCGUGCCUUGGUAGCGGAAGUUCUUGGCCGCCCACCUGCGACUCUCGGUGUCGAGGAGAACUUCUUCCGGAUUGGCGGUGAUUCUCUGGUGGCAAUGAAAUUGGUGCAGUUGGCGCGAUCCCGGAAUAUCAACCUGACCGUUCGUGACAUCUUCCAGAGUCCCCAAAUAUCGGCAUUAGCUUCUUCGGUGCAAAUUCCGGAAAAGGAAGAGAACAAGCCCCAGCCUGCUGCCUCGACAACACCAGAUGUCGCUCCCUUUUCCUUGCUCAGUCCGGAGUAUAGGGUCCGCAUCAUCCGCGAGGUCGCUGAAAAGGUUGAUGUUGAUCGCGAAGGCAUCGAGGAUAUAUACCCUUGCACGCCGUUGCAGGAAGGCAUGCUAUCAUUGAGCUUGCGAAGCCCGAGCGCAUACGUAGCCCAAAACACAUAUGCGCUGCCGGUCGGCUGUGACUUGGCUCGAGUGAAGAAGGCAUGGGAACAACUUAUCCAGGCCAACUCAAUCCUGCGAACUCGGAUUGUUCAAACGAGUUCCUCGCAAGGGGCAUUGCAGGUUGUUCUGCACUCCAGCCAGCUCGAUUGGUGUGAGGGUGACGAUCUUGAGUCAUAUCUCAAGGCGGACCAACAGAGACCUAUGGGCAUGAUGGAUUCCCUUCUCCGUUUGGCCAUGGUCCAUGACAAUGGCUGCAGCUAUGUAGUGGUCACCAUUCAUCACGCUCUCUACGACGGCUGGUCCGAAGGGUUGCUUCUGGAACAGCUGGAGGCCGCCUAUACUGGGCAGUCACUCGUGGUAAGACGCUUUGCGCCUUUCGUCCAAUACAUCCGGGACACGAAUCAUCUCGCCGAGGAGUUUUGGCAGGGAAAGCUGGCAGGCUUGGCGGUGACUUCGACUGCAUUCCCACCGGCCCCUUCGUCGAAUUGCCAGCCCAUACCAACAGCCUCGGCAACACGCAGCAUGAAGCUCACAGCCGGACACAUGUCGUCUCCCUUUACACUCUCAUCCCACUUGCGGUUAGCAUGGGCACUGACAUCUAGUCAUUUCACCGCAUCCGCAACGGUUAGGUUCGGCGUGAUUGUUAGUGGGCGAAGCGCUCCAAUGGCAGGGAUCGAGAACAUAACCGGCCCAACGAUUGCGACGCUGCCGGUUCGAGUCUUCAUCGAUCCUUCGCAGACAAUAGACGAGAUGUUAUCCAAUAUCCAAGAAGCUUCCACCCGUACGGCGCCAUUCGAGCAGUUUGGAUUGCAGAACAUUCGUGCACUGGGCGAGGCGGCGUCGAUGGAGUGCCAGUUCCAGAGCUUACUUUUAGUCCAGCCGUCGAACGAUGAUGGAAAGAAGAAUCCCUUGUUGCGUCCCGUCAAUAUCGAGGGAGCGUCGGCCCGGUUUGACACAUAUCCUCUUACACUCCAAUGCAGUAUCCUUGACAGCAGUGUCGACGUGGAAGCAAUAUUUGACGGUCAAAUAAUCUCGCCGAAUAUGAUGCGCAGUGUUCUAGAACACUUCACACACGUCUUUGAGCAGAUUGCAACUGACACAUCCCGCUCAGUGGCGGAGAUAUCGCCCGUCAGCACUGAAUCAGCCGCACGACUGACAAAAUGGUACUGCGAAUCACGCGAAUGCCAGCCAGUAGAGGAUACAGUGGUUGUCCAUGAUCUCAUCACCCGCCAAUGUCAAUCGCAGCCCGCAGCCCCAGCGGUGAAUGCAUGGGAUGGCGACUUCUCCUACGAACAAGUAGACCGGCUGUCAUCUGCUUUUGCGGUUCGUCUGAUACAUGUCGGUGUCGGGCUCGAGUCAAUUGUGCCCGUGUGCUUCGAGAAAUCGAAGUGGCUGGCGGUGAUCAUGCUUGGAAUCCUGAAAGCUGGCGCCGCCUUCGUCCUGUUGGACCCGUCAUCUCAGCCAUUGGAACGAUUGCAGUACAUGGUCGAGGCUGUCGGAGCCAAAUUCGCAAUCAACUCAGAGACCUUCUCGUCUCUUGUCGCGCAAUUUCCUGGAGUCCAAUCAAUCCUUUUAUCAGAAGAAACUGCCUCGAUUGCGACAGAUGGUCUUGAAAGCAUGCCUGCUGUAACAGGUCAGAAUGCGCUCUACACCAUCUUCACGUCCGGGACAGAAGGGAAGCCCAAAGCUGCGGUCAUUGAGCAUGAGGGCUACAUCGCCGGAUCCUUGUCGCGCCAGCAGGUCACCGGCCUUCACUCUGGUUCUCGCGUACUGCAGUUCUCGUCUUGCGCGUUCGACGCCUUCGUUACGGAUAUCCUAGACACCUUCAUAGCGGGCGGUUGCGUCUGCAUCCCGUCUGAGUCUGACCGAAACGCGCACUUGGGCCAGUUCGCUCGCGAUAUGCGCAUCACUUAUGCUGACUUGGUCCCCUCUGUAGCGCGCUUGCUUAGUCCGCACGAUGUGCCCACUCUCGAAACAUUCGCGCUGAGCGGCGAAGCUAUGGCUGCAGACGAUAUAGCCCAGUGGGCUGACAAGGUCAAGCUCUGCAAUCUAUACGGGCCCGCAGAGUGCAGUGCAGUUGCCACCGGCCGUGUUGUUUCUCGGGCUGACCCCAAUCCAUCCAACAUCGGUCGGGGUUGUGGUGGGUUUUGCUGGGUCGUCGAUCCUGCGGACCACACGAGACUUCUUCCAAUCGGUGCCACCGGAGAACUGGUUAUUGAAGGCUCCAUCGUUGGACGCGGCUACCUAGGUAAUGUUCAAGGACCAGCUGCUUCCAACUUCCUCCGAGAGCAACCACCCUGGAGACAAAUAUUCCCUCAUGCAAAGGGGAACGCCAGAAUGUACAAGACCGGAGACCUUGCGCACUACAACGCAGAUGGAACAUUAACAUUCAUUGGUCGGAAGGAUCAGCAGGUCAAACUGCAUGGUCAGCGCUUGGAACUCGGCGACGUUGAACAUCAGCUUCGCCGUGCUUUCGAUUCUGCCCUCGAUGUUGUUGCAGACGUGGUCGACAGUAGCUCGAAGAAGCGCCUUGUCGCGUUUGUUCUCAUGGAAGAUUCGGACGAAACAGCGAGCGACGUGUACAUUCCAUCCUCGGCUGAAUUCCGAGUCCUCAUUCGUACGGCAGAGAAGAUCCUACGAAGUGCGUUGCCCGGGUUCAUGGUUCCAACUGCUUUCUUCCCCAUUUGCGCCCUUCCGCGGGCUCCUUCGGGCAAGGUGGGCCGUCGCCGACUGAAGCAGGCCGCGGCAGAUUUCAUCUUGCGUGACGGUCUGGAGCCUUACACGGCCGCCAGAGAACGGCGCGCUCCAGAAACGGAGGCUGAGAGAAAGCUACUGGCAAUCUGGGCCCAGACUCUUGGCUUGGAGGCCUCGAGCGUCGGAGUUGAAGAUGGCUUCCUUCAACUCGGCGGCGAUUCCAUUACCGCAAUGAGGGCGGCGGCGCUUGCUAUGGCUGAAGGUCUGCAGGUCUCCAUUCCCAAACUCUUUCAGAAUGAAUCGCUUCGCAAUUUAGCGGCGGAGACGUCAAGUAAAGAUGCCUGUUCGCUCAACUGGGAACAAGAAGCCGCCUUCCAACUCCCCGACGACGUGCAGCUGCCCUUGCUUUCUUAUUCCUCUCUUCCUGGAGCCGCGGAUGCUCCGAGAGAUGUUUUGCUGACCGGUGCCACCGGCUGCUUGGGAAGCGAGCUCGUUCAGCAGCUCAUCCAAUACCCUGAGGUUGACACGGUCCAUUGCAUUGCUGUUCGAACGCCCUCUCGCCUCCCGGUUCAUGAAAAGAUAGCAGUCUACCCAGGCGAUCUCUCGCUCCCACGAUUGGGCCUAACUGAGGAGCAGGAAGCGAUGCUCCUCGAGCGUUGUCGUGUCAUCAUCCACUGCGGUGCGCGGGUUUCUUUCGUGCAAGACUAUGCCACCAUGCGAGCUUUCAACGUCGAAUCCACCAAGCAUCUUGCCCGUCUUGCGCUCAAGGCAGCAAUUCCAUUCCACUUUAUCUCGACAAUUGGAGUCUUGCACCCGAAAGGAGAGAACUCGGCCCUGGAGGAAGUUGCAGUCACAAACCCGCCCAAGGAUGGAGCUGCAGAUGGCUACACGGCGACAAAAUGGGUCAGCGAGGCAUUCCUGGAGAACGUCAACGCCCAGACUAACCUCCCCAUCUUCAUUCAUCGUCCGUCCAACAUCACUAGCGGCAGUGCCCCGGAAACCGACAUCAUCAACAACUUGCUUGACUAUUCGCGUCGAAUGAAGAUGGUCCCCCGUCUAAACGGCUGGAAGGGGUAUUUCGACCUCGUCCGGUGCGAGCUCGCUGCAUCGAACAUCACUGAGAGCGUACUGCAUUCAAUACAAUGCGCCAUCACAGACUCCGCGUGUGAGCGUCAACCAAGGGUGGAGCAUAUCCAUGAGUCCGGCGAGACCGUUUUUGCGGUCGGCGCUCUGAAAACGUACUUAGAGGCGGAAGGCGGACAGUUUGAGGAGGUGAGCAUAGCGACCUGGAUUGAGCACGCGGUGGAGCGCGGCAUGGCAAAGCUUGUUGGCGAUUUUCUAAGGCAGAUUGACGAGGACGGAGAAAAGAUCGAGAUGCCGCCGAUUCGGAGCCGAAGACAGCCACUGUGCGUUGGGCGAUUCCAAGGCGAGAACGUAUGA
This is a messenger RNA of Aspergillus mulundensis, 11334 nucleotides long. RefSeq lists its product as uncharacterized. NCBI's taxonomy places the organism in Eukaryota, Fungi, Ascomycota, Eurotiomycetes, Eurotiales, Aspergillaceae. Gene Ontology annotation, molecular function: catalytic activity; phosphopantetheine binding. The transcript has 3 exons. Gene Ontology annotation, cellular component: cytoplasm. The coding region runs from base 1 to 11334 and encodes 3777 amino acids. Gene Ontology annotation, biological process: amino acid activation for nonribosomal peptide biosynthetic process; secondary metabolite biosynthetic process. The record is from RefSeq and is a predicted model, not a curated record.